AUGCACCUGGUGGCGGCCAAUGACCUCAUCAGCUUCCUUAAAAGGGAGGUGCACAGAGUGCCUGCAUCAAAGGAAGAGGUCAUGGCUGCUGCGGUGAAGGAAGCGCGUACGGAAAUGGCUGCCAAGUUCGGGGAGGUGCUAGAGGGCGUGAAGGAUGAGUUCAGGAGGAAAGAGGCAGAGAUCACACCGGAGAAUCUGGAUUCAUGA
Arabis nemorensis is the source of this 207-nucleotide messenger RNA. The record is from the annotation of a GenBank genome assembly. Lineage: Eukaryota; Viridiplantae; Streptophyta; Magnoliopsida; Brassicales; Brassicaceae.